Sander lucioperca (pikeperch) is the source of this 2103-nucleotide messenger RNA. It is a transcript of the gene tmem170b, whose product is annotated as transmembrane protein 170B. Gene Ontology annotation, cellular component: plasma membrane. Gene Ontology annotation, biological process: negative regulation of canonical Wnt signaling pathway. The coding region runs from base 390 to 869 and encodes 159 amino acids. NCBI's taxonomy places the organism in Eukaryota, Metazoa, Chordata, Actinopteri, Perciformes, Percidae. The record is from RefSeq and is a predicted model, not a curated record. The transcript has 3 exons.
UUCUACCGCUAUCCAAGCGACGUUACGCACAUUUCUGCGCAAACGCCCCUGUCCUCUCUUUUGUUCUCCAUUCAGAAGGGACGUUAGUAAGCCGAAGAUGUGUCAACGUAAACGGUAACCACCCCUUUACAAAGCAGGCGACUGGCCCUUUAAGGGUUAUGUAGCUGGGCUAGCAGAUGUAGGACGAGCUGACCGUCCGUUUGCCUGCCUGCGCUCCCGCUGCCAUCCCCAUCAUGGCCUCCACACCUAUACCAUCGAGGAUGAACCGACCAGCCAGGGGCUCUUCCCUUCCCGGAGCGGAGACGGACGUCAAGCCGAAGCAGAGGCACCGGUAGAGGCGAGCCGCUCCGGGGAGAGCCGCCUCAUCCCAUGCCACCCCGGUCUCCUCCAUGCCUUCGUCUAAAGCCAAGUACAGCUAUUCGAUAAAGAGGAGUGCGAACCCGGGCGGUGGCAGCGGUAGCGGCGGCGGCAGAAACAUGACAACAAACAGGGAUUAUUCUGUUAAUCUGUCGGUGCAGCAAGUGCUGAGCCUUUGGGUGCAAGGCACGACGCUGCAACACUUCACAGAGAUGUGGUACUGGGUGUUCCUGUGGUGUCUGUUCUCCUCCCUCUUCGUCUACGGGGCGGUGGGGCUGCUCAUGUUGGUCAUGCUGCAGCGCCACAAGAGGGGCCGCCUCAUCACCCUGGUGCUGGUCAGCGUGGGUUUCCUAGCCUCCCUCUCUGGAGGCGUCAUCACCAGCGCCGCGGUGGCGGGGGUGUACCGCGUGGCAGGGAAGGACAUGGCACCGCUGGAGGCUCUGGUGUUGGGCGUGGGCCAGACCGCCCUCUCCAUCAUCAUAUCCUUCUCACGCGUCCUCGCCACUUUGUGAAGUGAAACCCCUCAACGAGUAGAAGCACAGACGCUGAGACGAAAGUGAAUGAAUCAAGCCAGUCCGAGAUUUAUAGGUGGCUGGGUUUGUUUAAGGAGAGGAGGCAGAAAUGCUCUGGACCUUUGGGGCUGGAUGCAGGAGACAGCGCCCCCCGAUGUCUCUGCUCUGUUACUGCCACAAUCACACUGCAAUUCAGAGGGAACUCCAUGCAGGCCGGUUGUCUUCAUGUCAGAGAGCAGCACCAGGCGGAGACGGCCCAAUUCUUCUCUUCUUGGCUUGAAAGCCAUGUUUUCGGGUGUUUCGAGAGUUACAUCACUUCUAUAUGCCUACAGCCUUCUCUGGGACAUCCAGAUGCCUUUUAUGGCCACUGACUCUUUAAGGCUUUCUGUUGCACUUGGGGAGGGGAAGGGAAACCUCUUCUUUUUUUUCUUUUUUUUUUUAAAGCAGAGUGACGAUUUGUAAGGAUGAUCUGAUGAUCUCCUUCGGUGAUCAGUGGGAGAACAAAAUUUGAGCAAUGCGAGGUGUGUAGGGAGUGACCCAACAUUUUUUCUUCAGUAUUAAGCCUCACCUCUCGGUCUUCACGUACGGUUAAUCAUGAUCAGUCCUUUUCCUUAACUGGUUUUAAAGCUGCACCAUCCAACUCACGAGCGACAUGCAGCUUUGAAUUUUGCACUUUGUAAAUGUUUGAGACGCUCUUUGCCUAACAGGGUGUGAAAUCAGUAGACGAGGAGGAGAAAACCAGCAUCGCCGCUACGUUUGGCUUAAAAUAUAUUUUCAUUGUGUGCCAAUGAGAACUACGAUUGGAGUUAAGGGAAUGUUUUGACACAUAGGGAGAUAUGCUCAUUCGCUUUCUUGCUGAGAGUUACAUAAGGACAUGCCACUCUCCCGUCUGUACGGUAAAUAUGAAGCUACAGUCCGCAGGUGGCUAGCUUAGCUUAGUAUAAAGACUGGAAACAGGAGGAAAUAGCUAGCCUGGCUCUGUCCAAAGUUAAAAUCUGCCUACCAGCAACUCUAAAGCUUAAUCAUUACCAAGUUAUAUAUAUCUUGCUUGUUUAGUUUAAAGAACCCCUAUUAUACUCCUUUUCCGCGUCAUAUUUUACUCUUAGGGUCUACUAGAAUAGGUUUACAUGCUUUGAUAUUUCAAAAAAGAUAUUAUGUUUCUCAUACUGCCUAUUGCUGCAGCACCUCCACCUGAAAGACUGAAAGUCUGUCUGAGCUAUUAGCCUGCCUUCCU